UCCAUAAAACUGCUCCCAUAUCUGAUUUUUUGCAGUUCCCAGAAGUGUAAAUUGUGUGUAACUGCGUGUUUCAGUGUGUGUGUGUGUGUUUUAUUUUCUGUGUAAUUGUUGUUUGAUGGAGAAUUUAACAAUGGAGAGGAAUUGAAGCUGAAGCAGAGAACAUUGUGACCGUUAAAUCGCAACAUUAACAAUAUCUCAGGUUGCUACUUUUCAGUUGAUACGGCAGAGGAGGGUUUAUGAGACAGUGAGACGUUUUGGCAUCUUUUUACCUUUCGCUCUGAAACUUCGAAUCAUGGGUCUAUUGUUGGCUAUGUGAUCGGGGCCUCUACAAGAGAAGAGGGGGGAAAUUUUGGGAUGGGAGCUAUUGGUGGGGAAGAGUUGAAGAAGUGGGAGAAAAUGCAAGGGGCUGCAUUGGGCGGUGAAGAGAAGAUCCUGGUAUUGGUAAGGUUGAGGCCUCUAAGUGAAAAGGAAAUUGUGAGGAGUGAAGUUUCAGAUUGGGAGUGUAUCAAUGAGACCACCAUUUUGUACAGGAACAGUCUCCAGGAACGGUCUGGAUUGCCUACUGCUUAUACCUUUGAUAGGGUAUAUAGGGGUGAUUGCUCAACAAGGGAAGUGUAUGAGGGAGGAACGAAGGACAUUGCUCUUUCUGUUGUCAGUGGAAUCAACUCAACUAUCUUUGCGUAUGGGCAAACAAGCAGUGGAAAGACAUACACAAUGAAUGGAAUUACAGAGUUUACAGUGACAGACAUAUAUGAUUAUAUGCAAAGGCACGAGGAAAGAGCUUUUGUUUUGAAGUUUUCUGCAAUGGAGAUCUACAAUGAAGUUGUUCGAGACCUCCUCGGCUCAGAUAGUACUCCACUAAGGCUGCUUGAUGAUCCUGAGAAAGGGACCAUUAUUGAGAAACUGACAGAAGAAACUUUAAGGGACUGGGACCAUCUGAAAGAGCUCUUGUCCAUCUGUGAAGCUCAAAGACAAAUUGGGGAGACUUAUCUUAAUGAAAAUAGCUCCAGGUCUCAUCAAAUUCUUAGACUGACAAUUGAAAGUUCAGCUCGUGAGUUUAUAGGGAAGGACAACAAAACAACUCUUUCUGCUAGUGUGAAUUUUGUUGAUCUGGCAGGAAGUGAACGUGCAUCUCAGGCGUUGUCAGUUGGGCAGAGAUUGAAAGAAGGCUGUCAUAUUAAUCGUAGUUUGUUGACUUUGGGAACUGUUAUCCGCAAGCUAAGCAAGGGAAGACAAGGGCAUGUAAAUUACAGAGAUUCUAAGCUAACUCGUAUUCUUCAACCUGCUUUGGGAGGCAAUGCAAGGACUGCCAUAAUCUGCACCUUGAGCCCUGCACGAAGCCAUGUAGAACAAUCUAGGAAUACACUUCUAUUUGCCUGUUGUGCCAAAGAAGUGUCCACUAAUGCACAAGUCAAU
Nicotiana tabacum (common tobacco) is the source of this 1416-nucleotide messenger RNA. NCBI's taxonomy places the organism in Eukaryota, Viridiplantae, Streptophyta, Magnoliopsida, Solanales, Solanaceae. The record is from RefSeq and is a predicted model, not a curated record.